Molecule: messenger RNA, 2232 nt
Organism: Brenthis ino (lesser marbled fritillary)
Lineage: Eukaryota; Metazoa; Arthropoda; Insecta; Lepidoptera; Nymphalidae
Source: the annotation of a GenBank genome assembly
AUGGAACGUUUUACACCGAGCAGUGUGCUUCUUUCUUUAACUUCCAACACCUCAAACGGAGCUGAUGAUGAGAAUUGUAUGCUAGUCAACACUUCUACAAGUGUAAUUAUAACGGGUGCGUACAAUGGAAUUCCUCAGACCUUGAUAUUAAAUUUGAUAUCGUGGACAUGUUUAAUUUUAUUGUUCACGGUUUUACGACGCACUGCGUGGAAUUAUGGACGUAUGGCCCUGGUUCAACGUUCGAGGAGUCGCUGGACGAGUUUAUUCUUUCGAGGAGGAGACAACGAUUCACUGGUGGAAAGACGUAGUAGCACUGACGAGUCUCUAAACAUCGAUGAAGGAUUCUUCACUUGGCUGCCCGUAGUAUUCCGUCUCACCCGCGAGCAAGUUCUCGCGAAGUGUGGACCAGAUGCAGUUCAUUACUUAUCUUUCCAAAGACAUGCAAUAACUCUCAUGUUUAUUGUAGCUAUGGUCGCAAUUGGUAUUAUUCUUCCAAUUAAUUUUUCAGGAACUAUGCAAGCUGACUCUAGUACAUUCAGUAGUACUACACUUUCUAAUAUAAAUGGUAGAUCUCCAUGGUUGUGGGUUCAUACAAUUUUAAGUAUAUUAUUUUUACCUCUAUCUGUUUUGAUAAUGCGAAGAUGCACUGGUAGAAAACCAGUCCCAACAUCUAUGACUGGAACAAUAAUGAUUACGAACAUAUCAAAAGCUGAUAGAAAUGAGGCAACUAUAAGAGCUUACUUUACUCAUAACUUCCCUCAUAUUCAAAUUGUGGACUUGCGUCUAGCUUAUAAUAUUAACAAGUUAAAUGAGGUACAAGAAAGGAAGGAAAUGGUGACUGAAGCUCUUAUUUACUCAGACACAUAUUUUAGAAAGACCGGCAAAAGAAUUAUGGUAAAACCAAGUUUAUGUGGACCAGAGGUUGAUGCUUUAGAAUAUUAUACAAAUGAAGAGAAACGUCUCAAAGAUGAAGCCAAAAGGUGUAGGGCUAUAGUAUUAAACGAUCCUCUUGGUAUUGCAUUCCUAACCUUACCCUCUUACCAAUUAGCUGAUCAUGUAAUUAAUCACUUCAGUUUACAUCGAGGAUGGGUUUUGCAACAUGCUACCAAUCCUUCAGAUAUUAUUUGGGAAAACUUAAGUGUCCAGCCUGGAGUCUGGUAUAUUAAAGCGAUUUUUAUCAAUGUUAUCCUAUUCAUUGUGCUUUUCUUCCUAACAACACCAGCUUUUGUUGUUAAUGUUUUUAAUUCAAGAGUUGCUAAGCCAGAAACUAUGACUAAAAUAGGCAGUUUAAUUUUCGAAUUUCUCCCUACAUUACUUCUUUGGACCAUGGCUGCAGUAAUGCCAGCAAUUGUGGCAUUUUCUGAUAAAUUCCUUUCACAUUGGACUAAAUCUCAACAAAACUAUUCUAUUAUGACAAAAACCGUAUCAUAUCUUCUACUUAUGACUUUAAUUUUACCGUCUCUGGGUUUAGCUAGUGCAGAAGCUUUUGUUACUUGGACUCUCCAUCAUGAAAACAAUACAAUGCGUUGGGAUUGUGUAUUUCUACCUGAUAAGGGUGCAUUGUUUGUUAAUUAUGUAAUAACUUCAGGAUUUAUAGGAACAUCACUUGAAUUGAUUCGUUUUCCGGAAUUAUUCCUUUAUGUCUGGUAUCUACUACAGUCUAAAUCUAAAGCUGAAAAGAGCUACGUGAAAAAGGCGAUCUUAUACGAAUUUCCAUUUGGAGUUCAUUAUGCCUGGAGUCUUGCUAUUUUCUCCAUCACCAUGGUAUACAGCCUUGCUUGUCCUCUCAUUGCACCUUUCGGCCUUAUCUAUUUUAUUUUAAAACAUAUAGGCGAUAAACAUAACUUAUAUUUUGCAUAUGGUCCAUGUGAUAUGAGUGGGGUAGGAGGAGGACGAAUUCAUUCUACAGCAGUGAGACUUAUCCGUGUUUCGGUUUUGCUACUUUUGAUUAGUAUGGCAGCUUGGGCUGGACUGCGAGCUGGGUUUGAAGCUCGAACUAUUAUCUUAAUUAUGGCUUCAAUAGUAGCCUUUGGAACGUUUUUAUUAUUGAGUCCAUUUCCAAGUUGUACUCCUCCAGCGCCGUUGCAAGAGGAAUCUAGAAUUCGCUUCCCAGAGUAUGUAGCACCUGUUCUCGCAAAAUCCAUAGACUCCCCACCAACUACCAGUCCAUCGACUCCAGAUUAUGGCGCAUCAUCGCCUGUCACCUCAUACAAUCCAGAUCCCAUAAAUAUA